Microthlaspi erraticum is the source of this 768-nucleotide messenger RNA. The record is from the annotation of a GenBank genome assembly. Lineage: Eukaryota; Viridiplantae; Streptophyta; Magnoliopsida; Brassicales; Brassicaceae.
AUGGAUAACUCUAAUGUUUUCAGCUUGCGAGGAGACAAUCAAGUGAGUAAAGAGAAGCCUCCACCGCGAGUGUGUCCAAGGUGUAACUCAGACAACACUAAGUUCUGCUACUACAACAACUAUAGCAAAUCUCAACCACGCUACAACUGCAAGAACUGUCGUCGAUUCUGGACUCAUGGUGGAGCGCUAAGGAACAUACCGAUUGGUGGAAGUAGCCGUAAAUCCAAGCGUGCAAAGGUAGACCAACCUUCUGUUUCUCAGGUGGUUUCUGUUGAGAUCCAACAAGUUAAUCAUCACCAACCUCUCUUACAUGUUCAAGAAACCAACGAGCUUGUUGAAUCUUUUGGUGGCUCUUCUUCUACUGUUGUUUCUGUUGGGAGCAAUUUCGGUUCUUUGCCUGAAACUCAUGGUGAAAUGGUGCUUCCAUUUCGAAGUCUUCCACCAAUGGAUCGCUUAAAUUUCUCUGUUGGAUCGUUUCAGCAAAAUUAUUACGCUGUUGGAUCAAAUGAUUUGAUAGGUAAUCCUUUGAUUAACCAAUCUUUUGGUAGACAUGUUGAUAAUUUCAACGGUUAUCGCAUAAAUCAAGAGGAUCGAAACAAGCAGAAUCAGAGCUUCGACAAUAUUAUGAACAUGAAUCAUAAUGGCGCCAGCACCAGUGGAAGCAUAGGAUCUUCAGGCUCUAAUUACAUGAACAUGAACAACAACAACAACAUCAGAAACAACAAUGUGUUAAAUUCCUUAUUACAUUUGGAGAAGCAUGGUCCUUGA